AGGGUAUAAAUGCGUCUUCUGGGCCGACGCGGCACGAUCUCUGAGCGGUCGGGUCCCCAGAGCCCACCCGUGACCAUGGAGGCCAGAGUGCUCUGGCUGCUGGUGGUGGUCCUGGUCUUGGGGUCCUCCAGAUUGGCAGUGGCUUACCAGGGCCUGGCGACGAACCUGUGCGAGGUGCCGCCCAAGGACAGGGUGGACUGCGGCUACCCCGAGAUCACCUCCGAGCAGUGCGUCAAUCGGGGCUGCUGCUUCGACUCCAGCAUCCAUGGGGUGCCCUGGUGCUUCAAGCCGUUGCAGGACACAGAAUGCAGAUUUUGAAGCAACGCGCCCUCGGCCCUGGACACCCUGGGAAGCGACCUCCCCCUCUCCGGGAUGCCCCACCUUGUCCCCUGGCUCAUCCCUGCUUCUCUCUCACCCUGCUCCUGGCCAAAGCUAGCUCCUGGGGCCUGAUGUCUGAAUGAAUAAAGAUCCCCGUACUCAGCACGAGGGCAGUUCCUCCUUCCUGAGACUCGAUGCUCUUGUGUUUUAUUUCUCCCAAGCGGCUCUCCUUUCUCAGCCUCACCUCCUUUCUCAGCCUCUGCCACCUGGGGGUGGCUGGAGGGGGUAGGAACACCUCCACCUCCAGCCCAGGGCCUCCCUCCUGGGGGGGCCUCGGAACUGC
This is a messenger RNA of Nyctereutes procyonoides (raccoon dog), 661 nucleotides long. RefSeq names its product trefoil factor 3. Lineage: Eukaryota; Metazoa; Chordata; Mammalia; Carnivora; Canidae. The record is from RefSeq and is a predicted model, not a curated record. The transcript has 3 exons. Gene Ontology annotation, biological process: maintenance of gastrointestinal epithelium. The coding region runs from base 10 to 318 and encodes 102 amino acids.